Messenger RNA from Metopolophium dirhodum (rose-grain aphid), 2381 nucleotides. RefSeq names its product repressor of RNA polymerase III transcription MAF1 homolog (gene Maf1). Gene Ontology annotation, biological process: negative regulation of transcription by RNA polymerase III. Lineage: Eukaryota; Metazoa; Arthropoda; Insecta; Hemiptera; Aphididae. Gene Ontology annotation, molecular function: RNA polymerase III core binding. The record is from RefSeq and is a predicted model, not a curated record. The transcript is spliced from 7 exons. The coding region runs from base 850 to 1719 and encodes 289 amino acids. Gene Ontology annotation, cellular component: nucleus.
GUGAGUGAGAGCAAGAGAGAAAUGUUGAUAUUGCGGUGGCGUCGGUUGCCGGUGUUGUAGGAGAAGGAUGGCACUAUGGUAGAUAGGCGGGUUGGUACCGCGUUUGAAUGAUAAAUAUUAAAGAUUCCCGACUGGCUCACUACCAGGCCACCAGCAUACAAUAACAAUAAUAAUAAUAAUAAUAAUGCCAGAAAAAUAAAUAGUACAAAGGAGUCAAGGUCGUCAACACAACAUCCCACAAAAUUGUAUUAUUAGAUAUUGGCGGCGGCGGCGGCAAUCGGCAUUUUGGAUUGGCGGUCAUUUUUAUCGCUUUAUAGCGUCCGUAUCUGAGCGAGUGUGUGUGUGUGUGUGUGAGUGUGUGUGUGAGUGUUGAGUGAGUGCGCGCGCGCAGCGAGUAAACAAAAACAACUCGAUAAAUAAUAAACGUUCAACGGACAAAGCAAGUGUUUCGACUUUCAAGUAAGUGUUGCGCGCGACCGUUGUCGAGGCGAUCUGUGCGCCUUUUUUUCGUUAGACAUUUCGACCCUUCAUAUGUGCCCGUACGGCACUCGAAAUCGAUACGGCGAGUACCUUGGUUGAGAUCCAUUGUUAGCCAUCACCAAUUUUUCACCGAUCGUCGGCGAACUAUUUUAGACGUUUGACCGUAGGCGCACUGUUAUUUUAUACUGAUCACAAAUCGUCAUUCGUAAUUAUUUGCCCUUCGGAAGUCGGUGUCGGCGACAGCUUCAUACCAUCCUGCUCUGGACAGGGACCUUGUCAGUCUUAAUUGCUGUACACAACGAAAACGGUGCUGCCCGCACAAUCGGCGGAUAUAAACGAGAUUGACAUUGCAACAUUGUAGUAUCCACCAUGAAACUAUUGGAGAGCUCUCAAUUAACCGAGCUAUCAAGAGCACUUUGUGUAGACCGAGGAGAUGUUAAAGUCGUUGCCAGGAUCGAAAGCUAUUCAUGCAAAAUGGUAGGCGAUGAAAAACACAAGUAUAAAAAGUUUUACUCCCAGAGUGGCACACAGCCAGGUGACCUCGAAGCACUGGGCUGUUCACCCAACAGUGAUCCACGAUAUGGAAGAAGUCUUAGUGUAUCUGGAGAUGAAGAAGUUUUGUUAUGUGAUACAAUAUCACGUAAAUCUUUAUUUUACUUGAUUGCAACACUUAAUGCCACAUUUGCACCUGACUACGAUUUCACAGAUGCCAAGUCAUCAGAAUUUAGUCGAGAACGUAGUUUGCAGUGGGUCAUGAGAGAUGUGGAUAAUAACUUAUCGGCAGUCAUUGUAGAACCUAACACAGCAACAUCAUGUGUUGCAUCUAAUCAGAUUAUUAUGAUGAAUCAUCUACAAAGUAAUACAGCUCCCAAAAACUACUCACAGUUACGUGACAAACUCUGGGAAGUAAUCGACAAAGAAAUUGGCAUGUCACAAUGUGACAUUUACAGCUAUACACCUGACAUGCGGUCAGAUCCAUUUAGUGAAGAUGGAUGCCUGUGGUCGUUCAACUAUUUCUUUUACAACAAAAAACUAAAAAGAAUAUUAUUUUUUACUUGCCGUCGCAUUAUUAGUUCUUCAUAUCCCAUGGACUUUGAUGGAUCGAUAGGAACAGGAUCAGACUCUAUGUUCUUGUCUGAUUAUUAUGAUGAUGGCAGUGCUGAAAGCAACAGUAGGCAUCGCAGAGAACGAAGUCCUUUAAACAACAGUCGCCGUCGAGGUGGAAAUGGUAAUUUCUGAAUGACAAAAUGAAAAAAAAAAUAGUCUUAAUAUAUUUUAUCUUGCUGUCUCUCUUUUCUUUUUUUAUGCUUUUAAAUAUGUAUUAGUACACAUCAUUAAAUAAAUAACUAUAUUAUUCAAAAUAUAAUUAUAAUAUUAGAUAUAAUAUAAUAUAUACACAAAUAUUGUGUCAUUUUACACAUUUGCACUUUUUAAUUGAUAUGUGUGAGUAUAAUAUUAAGAUUGUAAAUUGUUUUACCUUUGUGUGGUAAUAUAAUAGUGUGGUGGAUCUCAGUUAUUGCAUAUUUAUAUAGUCAUGAUUGAAUUUUAUUGUCGGCAAUUGCGUUGAUAUUUAUUUAUAUUUAAAUUUAUUAACAAACCAUUAUACUAAACAUUAUUUAAGUAUGGCAUUAUUAUGAUAUUAAAGGUUUAUGAAAUUUUAUUUCCAAAAAAUAAUUUAAGUAUAUUUUAUCUAUGAAUGAAAUUGUUUAAAUCUAAUAUUAUUUAUGACAGUAACAAAGUAUUAUUAUUAUACACCUUUACGUACCACUGAAAGUUCUGAUCUUUACCUUAAAACUGUUUUAUUUUUUGUACUGUUUAGAUAAAGUUUAGUUUGUAUGACCAUAGUAUUAUGAACAAAUAAUUUAUGUACUCAAAAUGUAAUAGAUUUAUGAAAUAAAAUA